AUGCAAUUGAAAUUAAUUUUUCGUAGAAUAUUAUUUUUAUUAAUAAUUAUUUUUCUUAUUUAUAUUAUUAUAUUUCGUCGUCGUUCAUUACGAGUUUAUUUAACUGAAACACAUAUUAAUAAAUUAAAAAAUGAAAAUUUUUUAUUAAAUAAUACAAAAUAUUAUCGUAUUCCUCGUAUUAUUCAUCAAACAUGGAAAACACAUAAUAUACCAAUAUAUUGGAAUAAAACUGUUCAAUCAGUACAUCAAUUUAAUACUCAACAAUUUGAAUAUCAUCUAUGGACAGAUAAUGAUAUACAUAAAUUUAUUUCUGAAAAAUAUCCAUAUUUUUAUCAACAUACAUUUCUUAAAUAUAAAUUUAAUAUUCAACGUAUUGAUGCAUUUCGUUAUUUUAUAUUAUAUCAUUAUGGUGGUAUAUAUAUUGAUAUGGAUAAUGGAUGUAGACAAUCAUGGAAUAGUUUAUUAAAUAUAUUAGAAAUACUUGAUUUAAAUAUAAAACAUUUAGCAGCUUUUCCUCGUACAGAUCCAAUUGGUAUAUCAAAUGGUUUUAUGAUAACAACAAAAGAACAUCCAUUAUUUAAAAUUCUUAUAUCACGUCUUUCAUUAUUUAAUCAUAAUUAUUUAAUUGAUUAUUUUACAAUUAUGUUAAGUACAGGUCCAUCAUAUCUUUCAUUAAAUGAAUAUUAUUUUGAUCAAUUAUAUUAUCAAUCAAGAAUACGUAUUAUUGAUGAAAUUGUUUAUUCAUCUAUAUAUACAUGGCAUACACCUGGAAAUUCAUGGCAUGGAAAAGAUGCUAAAAUAAUUCUAUAUAUUUAUCAUAGAUUACGAAAUUUUAAUAUAAAAAAUUUUUAUUAUUUUCUAUUGAUUAUUAGUUUUAUGAUUUUAUUUUUAUGUUAUUAUCAAUGUAGAAAAAGAAGUUUAAAUUAUAUUUAUUAUUGUUUUAGGAAAAUAAAUUUAUAUUAG
This is a messenger RNA of Rotaria sp. Silwood1, 963 nucleotides long. The record is from the annotation of a GenBank genome assembly. NCBI's taxonomy places the organism in Eukaryota, Metazoa, Rotifera, Eurotatoria, Philodinida, Philodinidae.